AUGGCGGGCGGCCAGAGCGGCGCGCGCCUCACGAAGGGGCUCAGCAACAGCUUCGGCGUGGGCGGGGGCGACGGGCCGGACAAUGAGCAGGCCGCCAUGGACGCGCUGGUGGAGAACGGCGUCAAAGUGGCGUUCAAGGACAUCGAAUACUUGGUGCCCAGCAGCAAGGAGAAGGGAAAAAAGACGGCCCUCCUAAAGCACGUUGGCGCCUACCUGCUGCCGAGCCAGAUGACCGCCCUGAUGGGCCCCAGCGGAAGCGGCAAGACCACGCUGCUGGACCUGCUGGCUGGCCGGAAAACCGGCGGAGAGACGAAAGGCGAAAUUCUCUUCGCCGCUCACAAACCCACUCAGAAAUUUCUAAGGCGCUAUACCGGCUACGUGGAGCAGUUUGACACACUGCUGGGUAUGUUGACCGUGCAAGAGAUGAUGAUGUACACGGCGGAGUUGAAGCGCCCCGUGAGCGAGCCCUACAACAGGAAGAAAGAGGCGGUGGGCGCCGUCAUCGAAAAGCUGGCCCUGGAGAGUGCCAAGGACACCAGGAUUGGAAAUGCUCUCAUGAAGGGUAUUUCCGGUGGCCAAGCCAAGCGGGUGAACAUUGGCAUUGCUCUGGUGACCAACCCCAAGGUUUUGUUUCUGGACGAGCCCACCACAGGACUGGACUCAUACACAGCCAAUGAGGUGCUUAUGCUGGUGAAGGCCCUCACGUCUGACGGGAUCACCAUCUGCGCCACCGUCCACUCGCCUUCGCCUUGCGCCUUCGCCCUAUUCGACAGGCUGGUCAUGCUGGUGCGCGGACAGCUCGUGUACUUUGGAGACAGAUGCGCAGCCCACGCCUACUUCCAGUCCGCCGUCCCCGACAAGGGCCCCCGCGUCGCCAUGGACUCGGGAAACGAGGCGGAGUGGAUCACGGACGUCAUUGUCCACGUAGACCGCAUGGGGGGAGGGGCCGCCCUGGCGGAGACCUUCAACAGGUCGACCCUGAAAGGCGAGGGACAGGAGGCACUGGAGGCCAUGAUGAAGGAAAGCGCGGCCGUGUCGGAGGAGACGCUGAGGGAGCUGUCUGUGAGGCGAGCGACGGUGACGCCCUUCUGGUGGGGCCUCAGGACGCUGAUCAAGUAUCGCACCACAAAGAACUACCAGGACCCAACGUUCCUGGGCCCCCGCGUCGGCGACAAGUUGGUGUUCGCCUUCAUCCUCAUGAGCCUGUACUGGGGCAUCGGGGACAAGCUGACGCCCGACAACUUCAUCAACAUCACGUCAUGCCUCUUCAUAACGUCCGCUUUUCAUCCGUGA
Molecule: messenger RNA, 1293 nt
Organism: Ostreobium quekettii
Lineage: Eukaryota; Viridiplantae; Chlorophyta; Ulvophyceae; Bryopsidales; Ostreobiaceae
Source: the annotation of a GenBank genome assembly